Cajanus cajan (pigeon pea) is the source of this 3692-nucleotide messenger RNA. RefSeq names its product AMP-dependent synthetase and ligase family protein. Lineage: Eukaryota; Viridiplantae; Streptophyta; Magnoliopsida; Fabales; Fabaceae. Gene Ontology annotation, molecular function: protein binding. Gene Ontology annotation, biological process: amino acid activation for nonribosomal peptide biosynthetic process. The record is from RefSeq and is a predicted model, not a curated record.
GUUUCACUUGGAAGGGUCUUUACCUGAAGCAAACAAAAGGCACAACAAGUGGAACGAAAGCGAUGAACGAUGACGACGAGCGCAACGAAGGAGAGUAAGACACAGUUUUGUUGCAUUUCCCACGAAUUCUUCCGAAUAGCCUCCGAAAACCCUAACAAAAUUGCAGUGGUUCACGCUUCCGGCGUCGCCAGCCUUUCCCGAGAGUUUCGCCGCACUCCCAACUUCGACGAAGACGGAGACAUUGCCACGCUCCUGGAAAAGCGCGUCGAAUCCACGUCUCCGCCGCUGUACUACGGCGACCGCUGCUUCACUUUCUCUCAUCUCUCCAACGCCGUUCGUUCCCUCGGUUCCCGCCUCCGCUCUAUCCUGCUUGGUGCGGAUGACGCGCACUUGAUCAUAGCAAAAUCCCAAGGUAAUGAUGAUGUUAAGCAUGAAGAGGGAACUUUACAGACACCUGAGUCCUUGGAAACUAUCAUGCCUAGUGAAGAGGCGGUGGCCGAAUCAAGUGAAGAGUAUAGACCAAAGAUAGUGGGGAUUUAUAUGCCUCCUUCUGUUGAAUAUAUUGUUGCUGUUCUUUCAGUACUGAGGUGUGGGGAAGCCUUCUUGCCUCUGGAUCCUUUUUGGCCAAAUGAAAGGAUAUUGUCUGUUGCUUCUUCUUCAAAUGUUGAUCUCAUGAUAGGGUCCCAAUCUUCUUUUGGUAAAAAUAACUCAGACAAGCUUGAUGAAUCACAUUGGCUGGUAAAGUCAAUUGGUUGUCCUGUUUUGAAUUACUCCAUCGAUGAAAACCUUCAGGUAUGUAGUGGUUCAACAGAUUUAGCAUGGCCUUGUGCCAAUGAAAAACAAAGAUCAUUCUGCUAUCUGAUGUACACAUCUGGAUCAACUGGAAAGCCUAAAGGAGUGUGUGGCACUGAACAAGGUCUUUCGAAUCGCUUUUUAUGGAUGCAAGGAAUGUAUCCUCUGAAUGGGCAGGAACUAUUGUUGUUUAAGUCAUCAGUUAGCUUCAUUGACCACCUGCAAGAAUUUCUCAGUGCUAUUUUGACUGCUUGUGUGUUAGUUAUUCCUCCUUUUGACGAACUAAAAGAAAAUAUAUAUUCUAUAAUAGAUUUUCUGCAGGCAUAUUUUGUUAAUAGGCUUACAGCUGUUCCAUCACUAAUGAGGACUAUUCUUCUUGGAUUGCAAACCCAUGAUAACAUGUGGAUGCGGGUUGAAAAAUCAUUGAAAUUGCUUGUGCUCAGUGGUGAAACUUUUCCUUUGAUCUUGUGGGAGAUGCUUUCAACUAUAUUACCAAAGACAUCAAUCUUGAAUUUAUAUGGAAGUACCGAGGUCUCCGGUGACUGUACAUAUUUUGAUUGCGAGAGGAUACCAUUGAUCGUGAAGGAUGAAAUGCUAACUAGUGUCCCAAUAGGUUUACCCAUUACUAACUGUGAUGUGAUACUUCUUGGUGAAAAUGGUGCAGCAAAUGAGGGAGAGCUAUAUGUUGGUGGUUCUUGCAUCUCAAGGGGUUAUUAUAAUGAAACUAAUAAAAUGUCUGAUGCAUUUGCAAAGUUGCCUCAAAGUUACAGUUGUGGCAAUUCUGUUAAUGCUUGCAGAGGCCAAUUAUACUUUAGAACUGGUGAUUUAGUCAAACAGUUGCCAAGUGGUGACUUUGUAUUUUUAGGAAGAAAAGACCGCAUUAUAAAAGUCAAUGGACAGCGUAUUGCCCUGGAAGAAAUUGAAGAUUUGCUAAGGGAACAUCCAUAUAUAAAUGAUGCUGCCGUAGUUUGUCGAAAUAAUCAGGCAGACCUUAUGCUUCUUGAAGCCUUUAUCAUAUUAAAGAAAAAGGAAAGAUUGGGUGAAUUAUUAAUACCUUCAAUCAGAAGUUGGAUGAUUAACAAACUACCAUCAGUUAUGCUUCCCAACCGUUUCAUCUUUAUGGAAUCAUUUCCUGUGUCUCCAAGUGGUAAGGUUAAUUAUGAGUUGUUGGUUGGCUCAGCAUUAUUGACAAUGAAUGUGAAGGAAAAGGUUGGUAACAUUGACUGCAGCAAUCUUCUGAAACUUAUUAAAAAGGUCUUUCACGAUGCUUUAGUGGUUCAAAAGGUUUCCAAUGAUGAUGAUUUCUUUACGAUGGGAGGUAACUCUCUUUCUGCUGCACAUGUUGCUUACAGUUUGGGGAUUGACUUGAGAUUUCUUUACUACUAUCCAAGUCCUUUUAAGCUUUGCAUGGCUCUUCUCCAGAAAAGAGGAUCAUGCUCUUUGCAUAACAGGUUGGAUAUUUGUUUUCAAAUGAAAACAAACAGACAAGAUGAUAUUUGUAUCAAUCAUGCUGAAAAUACUAGUCCUCUUGAAUCAAAGAUGAUUUUGAAAGAUAAUGAAGACAAUUCUUUUCCUUCUAAACGCUUAAAGAAGGGUUCUGAAGAUGUUGUAUCAUGGGAUGAUGUAUCAUUCCCAUGGCAUUCCCCUUCACUAUUAUCAUUCUCAGUUAGCCGAUGCAACAAGGUGUUGCAUAAAGGGCAGCCGGCAGUAACUGAUAUGCACCAAACAACUUGGUCUGCAAAUGUUCCAAGAGGUAGUAGAGGUCACAUGAAAGACUUUUGGAAAGUUUACAUGGAAUCUUGUGUUGAUGCCUCACCAUUGCUUGUGUUUAAAGGCACAGACAUUUAUUUGUUCAUUGGAUCUCACUCUCAUAAAUUUCUCUGCUUUAAUGCUAGAAGUGGUUCUGUCCAGUGGGAGAUCAAACUAGAAGGCCGCAUUGAAUGUACAGCAGCAAUUGUUUGUGAUUUUUCCCAGGUUGUUGUUGGAUGUUACAUGGGAAAAAUAUAUUUCCUUGAUUUUUUGAAUGGACAGAUCUGUUGGAUUUUCCAAACUUCCGGUGAGGUAAAAUCACAGCCAGUUGUAGACACAUGCAGACAAUUGAUCUGGUGUGGCUCUCAUGAUCACAACUUAUAUGCUCUUGACUACAAAAAACACUGUUGUGUGUACAAGCUACCAUGUGGAGGCAGUAUAUAUGGGUCACCUGCAAUUGAUGAGGCUCAUGGCUUGCUUUAUGUGGCUUCUACCAGUGGUCGUAUAACAGCUAUAUCGAUAUCGGCUUCUCCAUUUAAUAUAUUGUGGCUACAUGAAUUAGAAGUCCCUGUGUUUGCUUCUCUAGCUGUCACCCACAAUGGAACUGUAAUAUGUUGCUUGGUGGAUGGCCAUGUUCUUGCAUUGGAUCCAAAUGGAUCCAUUGUUUGGAAGAAAACUACUGAUGGUCCAAUAUUUGCCGGGCCAUGCAUACCUUCUGUUCUUCCUCAUGAGGUGCUUGUAUGCUCCAGGAGCGGAAGUGUGUACUCGUUCAAACUGGAUGAGGGGGACCUACAAUGGGAAUACAAUGUUGGAGAUCCAAUUACUGCAUCUGCUUAUGUUGACGAGCACUUGCAGCUGGAAUCUGACGCCUCUCCCACUUCAGACAGGUUAAUUUGCAUUUGUUCCAGUUCUGGAGGCAUAAACCUUCUUCGAGUGAACGCGAAUCUCUCCAAAGAUGCAAAUCAACAAAGACGGGAUGUGCAAGAAUUUGCAAGGCUAAACUUGGCAGGGGAUAUAUUCUCUUCACCUUUAAUGAUUGGUGGUAGGAUUUUUGUUGGUUGUCGGGACGACUACUUGCAUUGUAUUGCCCUUGAAAUUCCAAAGCAACAUGAAAGUUAAAAGCUUAUAUAAUUUAAACUUGUUGCACGCUA